Messenger RNA from Microcebus murinus (gray mouse lemur), 1919 nucleotides. Lineage: Eukaryota; Metazoa; Chordata; Mammalia; Primates; Cheirogaleidae. The record is from RefSeq and is a predicted model, not a curated record.
UUCUCCUGAUUUAUUUGUUUCUUCUUUUAUCUUCAUUAUUUAUUUCAGGCUUUCUUUGGGGCCAUUUUGUUUGUGUUUGUCUAGGUACUUGGGUUGGAUGUCUCAUUGAUUUAUUACUGUUCUACUGUCCCUUGUGGUGUCACAUGGGACUCAAGGGGGCUUCUGCUUGCCCCCGCCCAGCUCAUGUGUGCAGGUCUUUUUGUACCACGCUAGAGGCCGUUGACUCGUACCAUGGAUGUUUCGUCACUUGGGAGAAGACUGUGCCUUUUCCAGCUCUUCCCAAGGUUCCUAUUUUACUCAAAAAUUGAGUUGCCAUUUAUGUUAAUUUUCUUUGUGCAUGGUUUAUUUCAGAAUGGAGAAGAAAGUAGUAAUCUAUCAUAUAGUGCAGAAUCCAAUAUACUUAAUGGUGUUGAUCCCCCUAUAAUAUUGGGUGAUAAUCUUCAAAUCUUCAAUAAAGGUAUUUCAUGACAGAUGAAUUAUAUAAGCCUGGUGGCCCAGUGUUUCUGAUUGUUGGAGGUGAGGGGGCUGCUGAUACCGUAUGGCUGUCCAGGAAUGUUCCUUGGAUGAAAUAUGCCGAGAAACUGGGAGCACUCUGCUUCUUUGUGGAACACAGAUUUUACGGACAAAGCCGGCCAACUGCAGACCUGAGCACCUCCAGCCUCCGCUACCUCAGCAGCAGGCAAGCCUUGGCCGAUCUUGCCAACUUCCGAAACGUCAUGGCCAAGAAGAUGGGGCUCACCAACAACAUGUGGGUCACAUUUGGUGGUUCUUAUGCAGGAGCCCUUGCAGUGUGGUUGAGAAUGAAAUACCCCGACCUGUUUGCUGUGGCUGUGGGCAGCAGUGCGCCGCUCCUAGCAAAAGUUGAUUUUUAUGAAUACCUUGAAGUCAUUCAAAAUUCUCUGGCUGCACAUAAUAGUGAAUGCCCAGAAAUGGUGAGACAGGCUUCUGACAUGGUGGUGGAGAUGCUGAAAAGCCCAGAAAACUAUGAUAAACUGAAAAGAGAUUUCAGAGUGUGUGAAACUCUGCAAAUUAACUCGGAAAUGGAUUCAGCCUAUUUCCUGGACUGUCUGGCGAGUCCUUUUAUGGAGGCUGUUCAGUUUAAUAGACAGGACACAUCUUUUGGGGAUCUGCUGGGAACCCGGAUCACUAUUGAUGACCUGUGUAUGAUCAUGACCGAUGUCUCCCUGGGUUCGCCCUAUGACAGAUACGCAGUGGCUACGCAGCUAGUGGCUGACAAGCACAGCAUGCCCUGCCGGGACUCUAGUUACAGGAAAUACGUGGAGGUCCUGGCUGACCCCUCCUGGGAAGGCCCUGCUGCAGAAGGAGCCAGGCAGUGGUUGUAUCAGACGUGCACUGAAUUUGGCUUCUAUCCAAGCUCAACUUCGAAGAACCAACCCUUCUCUGGAUUCCCUGUGAGGUUUUUUCUUCAGCAGUGUUCAGAUAUCUUGGGCCCUGAGUUCAAUGCCAUUUCAGUAGCUCAGGCUGUUGAGGCCACCAAUGAGUUCUACGGUGGCCUGAAUGUGACAGGAAGCAAAAUUGUCUUUGCUAAUGGUUCCAUUGACCCUUGGCAUGCUCUGGGAGUAAUAAAAGAUAUCAGCGAAGAUUUGCUUGCUGUUUACAUUGAAGGUGAAGCCCACUGUGCAAAUCUCUAUCCAGCCCAAAAUAAUGAUUCAGUGGAACUAACUCAUGCACGAGAAAAAAUCUUUGAGUUUCUGCAAAAGUGGCUAACUAACACGAGUAAUUGACGAGAAAGAAAAGCUCAAUGGAAUGCAAAAUCUGCCCUCCAUUUUAUUCCUAGAAUACAAAACCACUGCAAGAAUGAAGUUAGAGCAAAUGAAAGGACAAUAUUUUUUUUUUUUUUUUUUGAGACAGGGUCUCUGUCUCCCAGGCUAGAGUGCAGUGGUGUCAUCAUAGCUCAC